CUGAAAGCAUUCAUUCACAGUUUACUAGGGUAUGAUGCUAGCCAACAAGAUUUGACAGGAGGAGUAUUGGGUGUAGUGAAAGGUUAUUAUGGGUGUAUUGAGGCUCAAGGCCGAGGUACAUUGCAUUGUCAUAUGAUGAUAUGGUUAGAGGGUGGGUUAAAUCCAAAUGAAAUUCGCCAACGCGCUAUUGAGGAUCCUAACUCUGAUUUUUGCCGCCGUCUGAUUGCGUUCUUGGAUGACACAAUUGCAAAUCAGCUGCCUGCAGAUGAUUCAGUGGGGGUACAUGUACCUUCGGAUGAUUUUCAUCCAUGUUCUGUACGAGGAACAAGCAUGGUAGGAUACAAUACAGAACCACAUUCACCGGAAGCUGUACAGAAGGACCUGCAUAAUCUUGUUAAAAGUUGUCAGAUUCAUAAACACACCGCGACUUGUUACAAAUACUGCAAAGAUAAAUCACUGCCAAAGGAGUGUCGUUUCGGAUUACAUGAAUCCAAUGUAUCGCCCGAAUCGGUAUUUGACAAAAAUACUGGUGAACUCAGUUUACGAUGUCUUGAUGGUCUCGUAAACAAUUUCAACGAGACAAUUCUACGCGCGAUCCGUUGCAAUAUGGACAUCAAAUUUAUUGGUUCUGGCGCAUCUGCGAAAGCCGUCCUGUAUUAUAUCACCAAUUAUAUCACUAAAUCGCAAUUGAAAACACAUGUGGCAUACGCAGCUUUGGAAAGAGCCGUGAGACGACUAGAUGAACAAUGUUCAACUGAUUCGCCGUUUACGAUACGUGCUAAACGACUCCUUCAGAAAUGUGCAUACUCAAUGAUAAGCCAACAAGAGUUAUCUGCGCAGCAAGUUAAUACGUACCUUUUGGACCUGGAAGAUCAUUUUACGUCGCAUCGUUAUAGGAACUUUUACUGGACGCAGUUCGAGCAUUUUGUCGAAUGUCAGAUACCAUCUCCUGAGUGC
Messenger RNA from Lentinula edodes (shiitake mushroom), 957 nucleotides. RefSeq lists its product as uncharacterized. The transcript has a single exon. NCBI's taxonomy places the organism in Eukaryota, Fungi, Basidiomycota, Agaricomycetes, Agaricales, Omphalotaceae. The annotation marks the transcript as partial. The record is from RefSeq and is a predicted model, not a curated record.